AUGCAGUUACAUGUAUUCGUGGAUGCGAGUGAGUCGGCCUUCGCUUGUGUCGCCUACUUUCGGAUCGUCGAUCGCGGCCAGCCAAGAUGUACAUUGGUAGCCUCCAAGGCGAAAGUUGCUCCCUUAAUCUCGAUGUCCGUUCCUAGAUUGGAACUGCAAGCGGCGGUCAUUGGUAGCCGUUUAGCAAAAUCCAUUGCCGAGUACCACACGAUUCCCGUGCGACACAGAUUUUUCUGGAGCGACUCCACAACAGUCCUAGCGUGGAUAAACUCGGAUACAAGGAGGUAUCGCCAGUAUGUAGCAGUGCGUAUUGGAGAGAUCUUAGAAGAAACGGAACCUGAAGAGUGGCGUUGGAUCGGAACAAAGCUUAACAUUGCAGACGACGCUACAAAAUGGGGAAAGGGUCCCACAAUGCAAAUGGAGAGUCAUUGGUUCACUGGACCUGAUUUUCUGAUCCAGUCGAAGAGCAACUGGCCGCAUCAUCGGCCGUUAUCAACGGGCACUAAAGAAGAACUGCGUGCUAUACAUGUACACCGAACAAUACUAAUACAACCAAUUAUCAAGUAUGACCGGUUUUCUAAGUGGGAACGAAUGCUUCGCGCCAUGGCAUUUGUAUACUCCUUUAUGGAUCGUCUGCGGAAACCCGUUAAGAACGAGACCGAAUCGCAAUUGAAGCAAGAAGACUUGGUACGGGCGGAAAGGACGUUGUGGCGGCUCGCUCAAGCAGAAGCAUACGCCGACGAGAUUGCUGCUCUAGAGCAAAUGAAAACGUCCGAAAACAGCAAACCUUUGAAAUUGGAAAACAGUAGUCCUAUCAAACAACUAUCACCGUUUCUGGAUGAGUUCGGCGUCAUACGCAUGCAAGGUCGAACAGAGGCCUGUGCGCUAGCACCGUAUGAUGCGCGGUUUCCUGUAAUAUUGCCAAAAAACCAUCGGGUAACUGAGUUCUUGGUAGACUGGUACUGUAGAGUCGAGCACAUGGCAUUAAUCGAUCAUAGUAGGCACUGGACAGGAGGGACAGUCAGUCUGGGUGAGCGACAACGAAAGGUUGUAUAG
Molecule: messenger RNA, 1056 nt
Organism: Aedes albopictus (Asian tiger mosquito)
Lineage: Eukaryota; Metazoa; Arthropoda; Insecta; Diptera; Culicidae
Exons: 1
Coding region: 1-1056 (351 amino acids)
Source: RefSeq, a predicted model, not a curated record